Molecule: messenger RNA, 258 nt
Organism: Cylicostephanus goldi
Lineage: Eukaryota; Metazoa; Nematoda; Chromadorea; Rhabditida; Strongylidae
Source: the annotation of a GenBank genome assembly
AUGCGAUUACUUAUCUUAUAUUGCUUCGUUGCUGUCAUAGAAGCGGGAUUUUUCGAUUUUCUUACCGGUGGAAACCAUGAACAAAGCCAUGAACAAGUUCACGAAAUGAGCCCAGAUCCCGGCGAGCUUGGUGGAACACGCAAAAAUCCAAACCUAGGAGAUGAAAUCCACAUCCCCCGCGGAGGUUCUGAAAAUCCAAAUGCUGGAGCUGAGAUUCAUAUUCCCAGCAAUCGUGUCCCGGUAAAUAAAGAUAAUUGA